UUCUUGGGGUCCUUGAGUGCAUCUUCGGCUGGGGAGGGGUUUACUUCCCGGAAGACGGCGAGACUGCUGUGGCUUGACGAGGACUCAAAACCAAUUAUACAGUCUAGUUUGCUUAACCUUCCUUGCUCCAGACCAGGAUGAUUGAUGUUCGAGCAUGGGCAGAGUACAUAGUGGAAUGGGCCGCCAAAGACCCCUAUGGUUUCCUCACCUCUGUCAUACUAGCUCUAACACCUUUCUUCAUCGCCAGCGCAUUGCUGUCCUGGAAACUGGCCAAAAUGAUCGAAGCACGUGAUCGAGAGCAGAAGAAAAAGCAGAAGCGUCAGGAAAACAUAGCCAGAGCCAAGAGGACCAAGAAGGACUGAAUGUCACAAUACGAGGACGAGGGCACAAAAAAGGAAUAUGGAACCAUCAUAAACCACUGCCUUCUUUCUUCCAAAUGACAUGGUGUCCUUCCCUGUUCGAGCUGUAAUGUCAACACAGGGCUACUAUGCCUUACACAUAGGAGGCGUGGUGUUGGCCCUACAGCCUUUGACAGUGCUGAGAGGGAUGCCAUCGCCUACGGAAGGCUUGUCCUGCUGGGACUCUGGUCAGCAAGAGCUCAGCGGUUAGCCAAGUGAUGUUUUUAUAUCAACACCUGUAGUUGUGCAGCUGUUAAAACGCCUUGCAUUCCAUUGUUGACACCUCAGUUUAAUUCAUUUGACUUGACCGUUUAAUUGUCUUUUGAUCUCUUUUUCAGCUACUUUGCUUGAGAGCAUCCCAAAGUAUUAACUUUUUGUCAAUAAAAUCUUAUAUGGAUAAAAAUGUGAGCUUUUAGAAAAAAGUGUAAGAGCUUCUGAUUUUGUAAACAUUCAAAAGAUGAUAAAUCAGAGGGUCAGACUUAAUUUUCAAAUAGAAUACAUUUUUAAAAAUAUUUCAAAGUUGCAAAAAACUCAGCUUUGCAAGGAUGCACAUUUGGGUUGUUUUUAAAUUCUACAGAGCAACAUUUUUUAAAAUGCAAGUGGAUAUGAUAAAAAUGACAAGGUUCAGAAAGAAAUGUCACCAGGUUAAAUUGCUCAAAGUGAUGUCGGAGACUAACUUGUUGCAGUGGAUGCAUAUAUUAAUAAAUAGCUACAUUUAACAUGAAGUCAUUCCUUUUUUCAAUAUAUGGACAUUUCCAUUAACAUUUGUAGCAACAGACUCUUUGAAACAGUAGAAAAAUAAGACAUAUUGAAUGUUUUAAA
Molecule: messenger RNA, 1220 nt
Organism: Oryzias latipes (Japanese medaka)
Lineage: Eukaryota; Metazoa; Chordata; Actinopteri; Beloniformes; Adrianichthyidae
Gene: smim15
Product: small integral membrane protein 15
Source: RefSeq, a predicted model, not a curated record